Molecule: messenger RNA, 303 nt
Organism: Monascus purpureus
Lineage: Eukaryota; Fungi; Ascomycota; Eurotiomycetes; Eurotiales; Aspergillaceae
Source: the annotation of a GenBank genome assembly
AUGUUGGAUGAUCAGUACCGCACUGGUGAGAAACGGCCAGUACAAGACAUUCUACGUCGAAGAUCAGAGGAAUGGGUACCAGCAAUUGGCAGUGAUACUGACCUGGAAUCAACAUCGCAUAAGGGAAAUGACACCAGAUGCGGUCGGCACCAUGUUGGCUAUAUUGGUAAAGAAAUUGGGCCCUGUCUCAGAGAGUCACCAUUGUUUGAGGGUUACAACACAUGUGGAGGGAUAGAAGGCCAAGUGUGCUCUGUUCUUGCUGCUGUCUGGCUUGGGGAAGAGGAGCAGGAAGAGGAGCUGUGA